AGGGAGCAGUUGUUAUGGUUAAAUGUCGAGGGGAAAAGUUGGAUUGAAACGUGAUGCGUUAAAAUCGAUCAUGCUGCACUGGAGGCGCUGAGAAUCAGCUUUCAGAAGUUCUCCUGGAUUGAACACAUGGAAUUUCCUAAUUUUUAAACCACUUGGUUGCAAGUGAGCGUAAUUGGCAGAUAUGUGUUUAGUGUUUAACUAGCACCCUUGCAUUGUUGUUUUUAACCUGACGGAUUAAAGCACAAGAGGACAUGGCGAGUGAGCGGAAACCGAGGCUUUGUGUCAUGACAAAAGGGGAGAAAGGCUACGGAUUUCACUUGCACGGUGAAAAGGGCAAGACUGGACAGUACAUCCGCAAAGUGGAGCCCGACUCGCCUGCAGAGGAGGCGGGCUUGCGAGCGGGGGACCGUGUGGUCGCAGUGAAUGGUGUGAAUGUGGAGAGAGAAACUCACCACCAGGUAGUACAGCGGAUCAAGGCUGUGGACAACGUGACCAGGUUACUGGUGGUGGACCAAGAUACGCACGAAUGUCUGCGCAACCUACGCCUCACGCCCACAGAGGAGAUGGCUGUCCCUGGAGCGGAGCCGCCUCCCCGGUUCACUCCUCCGCCGCCCCACCCAACCCCUUCCCCGUCGUCUUCGGUCCCAUCCUCACCCAGCAAGAAGAAGCAGGAGAACGGCUCGGCGGUGUUGCAGUCCAUGCUGCAGAGGAGUCAGAGUUGUCAGGUGCAGAAGCCGACCAGGAGGCUACCAUCAUCAGCUGUGAAGAAGGGCUCCUCCUACAGGAGUGAACAGCAGAUCACCAUACAGACGCAACAAGAGGUCCCUCCCCUGACGGAUGUCCCCACCCAGGCCCGGUCCCGGCUCCAUGGAGACCCGACGGAGUUUGCGCCUCGUGUGUGCCACCUGGUGCGGGCGGAGACGGGCUACGGUUUCAACCUGCACAGCCAUCGGUCCAGACCUGGCCAGUACAUCCGCUCGCUGGACGCGGGCUCGCCUGCGGACCAGGCUGGACUACGACCUCAGGACAGAAUCAUUGAGGUGAACGGCGUGAACAUCGAGAGCAUGCGUCACGGCGAGGUGGUGGCUUUCAUAAAGAAAGGAGGGGACGAGACCUGGCUGCUGGUUGUGGAUCCAGACACGGACGAGUACUUCAAGAUGAAGGGGAUCAUCCCCACUGUCAGCCACGUCAAAGACUAUGAUGGUCCAAACAUAUCUAAUGGCUCACCCGGUCCUCUCAUGAACGGCAGCUCCUCUUCACAUUCAUUCAGGUCGAUGAACUCCGACCUGAGUAGCCACGGUAACGGCACACAGACAGCCGGCGACGAGCGCGGACGUUUUUCGGACCCGUUCGCCGAGAUCGGCCUGAGCGCCACGGCGGCAGAGGAGAAGCGGAAGCUCCACGCCAAAGAGAAGAGGAAGGCGCCACAAAUGGACUGGAUGAAGAAAUACGAGCUGUUCAGCAACUUCUGAGACGGGGGACGACGACCAGCGAAGAAACAAGCAAGCUUACAACCGAAGGAUGGGUUUUUUCUCUUUAAAUAUUUACUUAAGUCAUUUUUUUUAUAUUUAAAGUGUUUAAACGGAUUUAAAAAGCAUCAUCACGGCCACGUGGAGGUUUAAGGACCCUGUGAGAGAGUGGACGUUAAUCACCACUGACAACGGAUGAAUCUCUGCAAUCAACAAGGAAGGAUGGUCGUUAGAAGGAUAGAUGAUACUGAAUGUGUCCAGCAGAGAGCAGCAUUGCACCACAUGUACACGCCCUCUCGCAGACAAGCCAUCACUAUUUAUUCCCAGCAGUGGCGUAACGUGAAGAACAUACUUACGUAUAUCAUUGGGAGUGGAAGUGGAGAAUAUACGUUGUGGUUGUCGUAAGAAGCUGUGGCACACUAUACGGAGGCGGUAUAGUGUGGUAUUACAUGCUAAUUAUGUUAAUGAAGACAGGGCGACACUGCAAGAUGCACGGGUACAAAGGAUCACAGGAGCAGCUCACUCAACUCUUGCGUGAUCAUCGAGAGAAAACAAUCUACCACACAUUGGACAAAAAUGUAUACAACUUCUUGUCUUCUUUAGUCAAAAUGGAAAAAUCUGUACUUUUAAUUUGAUUCCAGCGUGUCGAUCCUAUACCUUAGGUAGCAAUAUGACACAGACGUCGUAAUAUUGCAUCAUGAGACGACAAUGCAACACGAUGCGAUACCGAUAUUUGAUGCCGAAAUGUCCAUCACAAGACAUUGUAAUAUCACCAUUUGAUGGCGGGGCGUUCAGACUGUAUCGGAAGAGAUAACGAUACAAUGUCAAUGAAGACAGUAUUUGAGAUAUCGAUAUUUAGCAACGUCGUGUUGAUAUCGCAUCAUAAGUGGCGACGCAACAACACAAUGCGAUAGCGAUAUGUGAUGCCAACGUGUCGAUACAGUAUCAUAAUACAAGGAUACGAUACAUCGAUAUCGUUACAUGACGCCAGCAUGUCAGUACCAUAUCAUAAUACUAUACAUUGCUAUGUUGGUAUUUGAUGCCAUUGUGUCGAUACUGAAUCGCAAGAGAUAACGAUACGGUACAUUGUGAUGUCAUACUUUGUGAUUUGUCGCCGAUGUGUCAAUUUACAAUAUCGUAAGAGACGAUACAAUUGCAUUAGCGUUGAUCAGUACAUUGCAAUAAUGGUAUUUGCCGACAACAAAGCUCUACAAUGCGAUAACGAUACCGUAUCAUGACAGACAAUACAUUGUGAUAUCGCUAUUUGACUCUUUUGUGUCAGUACACUAGGAAACAGUAUUAUUUGCUUUAUUGACAAUAAAUCGUAACAGACAACAAUACGACACACCACGAUAUCACUUCUACCAAGGAUGUUUUCCAUCUGUUUUUAGCAGGAUUACAUGCAAACUAGAACUUUUGUUCAAAUUGAGAUAAAUGCAUUUUUUGGGUCGUUUUUGUGAAUUUCUUAGGAAAUAAUCCAUAACUCUUAAUGACAAAAUGUGACAUACAUUGAAGGAACCUGGUAUCUAUGAAGAUGAUUUAAAUUAGGGUCGCUUGGCCUCGUUGGAGGUCUGCUUCUUUGUCGUGUCACAAGACUGUAAACUGUACAAGUUUACUAUUCGCAUGCAUUUAGCCUGCGCUUUCUAGUCCAGACAAGUUUUGUAGUAGCUAAAUGCAGAAUGCAUGCAGAACAAUUUGGCUCACUAAAAAGCCCACUUUCUCAAUCCAGUUUUGUACUGUGAAAUAUAUGUACAGUACAUAAACGUGCUAUAAAACAAGACGAUUGUGUCAUGCUUGUCUCUUCAACCUGAAUCCUUCCAGUGCUUUUAAUCCAGAUGGAAUUCCAUAUUCAACUUUCAUCCCAUUGAUUCUGCCAGAAGGAAACAAUGUGAAGCUUGUGAGUUAGUGUCAUCAUAAGCACUCGGAGGCAGUUUGGACUUUUGAAAGGACAAAAAUAAGAGGCUUGUGAAGAUCUUACGGAAGAUUAUUAUUAUUAUUUUUAUUAUUAUUAUUAUUAUUACCACACACAGGAGAAACUGUCUUUGGAAAGUCGUCAUUUAUGUGGACAUAUUGACAUUACUGUGCUCACUCUAGCAGGAGGACUAAACGUUUCAACAACAAACUGACACGCAAUUGCAUUGAUAGUAACGUGAUCACUGUAGUUUUACUUUCUCAAACCUGACCUCACGGGUAUUUUUUUUUUUUUAAAUCAGCGCUGCUGUUUUGACCCUUACAGCCUGCCGUAAUCGUACCCAUUAAGACUUCCGGACUGAUCACGUAAAUAAACUAGCUAGCUUAGUAGCGACAAAAUAAAAAGAGCAAAUAUACACGGAAAUGUUUAUUUGAGUAUGGGACAAUGCACCACUACAUUAAUGUCAUACAAGUAGUGCUUUAACUUGAUUCAAACAUGCGCUAACGAGUGAGUGUACUUACAGGUGAACAGUGGGGAACAGCCGAAAGACAACUCAAAUUACCGCGCAAUGCAUUAUGGGACUUGUAGUAGUAGCAGUGUUUGUGUUUUAUACGAUACUAAUAGGCUAGUUUAGACAUUAAAAAAACAUUUUCUAUUUAAAAUAAAUGUGCACCAGACUUUCUGUGCUUCUCAGGGCUAAUACACAAUCUUAGAAAAAUAAAAUUAAGGUGUAUUUUAAGUACAACUAUCACCAGUGGUAUUAGGGUACUAAAUUAUAGGUAGUAUAAUAUUGGGUAUUAGGGACACUUAAAAAAUGUAAAACUGCAUAGAUUGACCGUCUCACUCAAAAAGGAAGCAAAAGCACACUGGGUGGCGCCACAUCAGCAUUUAGCAUCCAGGAAGUAGGCCAAGCUACUACAUUUGGGGUAAAGCCACCACUGUACUGGACCUUUGUCAAAAUGCUGCGGAUUAUCACGCUCCCUGGAGGUUUCGACAGGGUCCAGCGGUGACAUUAAAGGAAGCAAGCCUCAGUAUAAAGUGGGGUGCAAUUUCAGUGCACUAAAAAAGUCUGGAAAGAAGCAAAAGAAAAGAACCACAGGUGGUUGCUGUGCUCGUAUGUUUAGCCUUUUUCAACCCGAGCAGACAUUUCUAUUUACAAGUGAUGACAGAUGAUUGCUGCUCCUUCAAACACAUUUUCACCAAGUUUUUUGUUGUUGUUGUUGUUGCAUGCACUCUCUCUUCUCAGUAAAGUGUAAUAAUGUGUAAGCCGCCGCCACUCCGUGGGUGCCGCCCGCUGAGCAGUGCCAGAGCUGCCCAGGAUGCAGCGGUGCCCGCAAAAGGAGGGCCAACAGGGAGGGGAGAGGAGGGAAACCGAGAGCAGGCGAGCGUCCCCAUGGUAACUCUAUGUUUUUGUUAGUGCUCGUGAGUCAGACGAGGAGUGAGUCACAGUCAGGAGGAAACACACACACACACAUACACACAUACACACAUACACACAGCCACAUUCAUACUAAGUCAAAGGGAAGCCAAAUAAGGACAACAGCGAGCGUGAGGACAGAAACAAAACUAUCCCAGUUGAGUAAUUUGUAGAAAAAAAAAAGAAUAUGAACGUAAGCGAAUUUAGUUGACAGUAGAGAGCACGUGUGCCCAUCUCAUGGGUGGGGCUAACGGAAAUGCACACAGAGACACACCUAGGCUGAGCUUACUAAACAUUGUGCGACGCCCACACCGUUCAAAAAAAGCACCUGGUUUUGCUCAACAAACAAUGCACUUAUUUGAUCUGGAAAGCAGUAAAUCUGACUAAAGAGCAAGUCAUGCUUUACAAGAAUAGCGGGAUAAUUAUUAAUAUUAGUCAUCUCGGUCCCUGUGGAAUGGUGGGAACACAGGGCCAAUCAAUACAAGAGCUGCAGCAAGACGUCUGCUUUUAAAGGCACUCAGUGGAGCGCAAACCUCCACCAGCAGUAAUGCUAACAAUGUAUGACCAUUUUAUUUUUACACCUUUGACAGUUAGGAAUGUGGAAUAAACGGAGCCUGGACAGUUUAUAAAGGUUGAAUGAUGGCCACAGUUUGACCCUGGAACGGAUUUGUUACACUCUUCCCUAAAGAAAAAAAAUGGUGUUCCACUUUAGGUAACAUUUACAUGAGAACAGGGUUUUCCAUUUCUAUGGGUUUUUGGAAAGU
Messenger RNA from Dunckerocampus dactyliophorus (ringed pipefish), 5562 nucleotides. RefSeq names its product Na(+)/H(+) exchange regulatory cofactor NHE-RF2. Gene Ontology annotation, molecular function: protein-membrane adaptor activity; signaling receptor binding. Gene Ontology annotation, cellular component: apical plasma membrane. Bases 252 to 1472 code for a protein of 406 amino acids. The transcript is spliced from 7 exons. NCBI's taxonomy places the organism in Eukaryota, Metazoa, Chordata, Actinopteri, Syngnathiformes, Syngnathidae. Gene Ontology annotation, biological process: protein localization to plasma membrane. The record is from RefSeq and is a predicted model, not a curated record.